Messenger RNA from Magallana angulata, 2456 nucleotides. RefSeq lists its product as uncharacterized. The record is from RefSeq and is a predicted model, not a curated record. Lineage: Eukaryota; Metazoa; Mollusca; Bivalvia; Ostreida; Ostreidae. The transcript has 17 exons. The coding region runs from base 738 to 2297 and encodes 519 amino acids.
UCAGGCAAGCUUUUUGGAAAGCUAUUACUUGUCAUUUAUAAUAGAUUAUAUAUGGAUGGCGCUGCAAACAAAAAGAAUCACUUGAGCGUUUUAUUGAUGCCAAAUAUAAACCAGCAAUUAAAGUACUUAUUAGUAAACAUUGUCGUCUGAAUCUGUCAAACAAUGUUACAAUGCACUACAGAGACAAGAAAGGAAAGUUUAAAAGUAAAAAAUCAUAUUAUAAGGACCUAAAAGCACAGGAAGCGAAGAUAAAUUUAGCUACACACCGGGUAGACGACGCUGUUAAAGAGGACCACUCUUACUGUAAAGACAAACCGCCGAAUCCAGAUCUGUCAGACCUCGGGCCGUGGAAUUGUUGAACUGGAUGUAUUGGCGAAGCGUAUGUUUUGUGCAUCGUGUAAUACCCCGUUGCAUCUUUCUAAUAUCGAAAGUGAAAGGAGAUAUUGACUGGGAAGUAUAGUACACUGUUCAUUCGAUGCCAAAAAAAUGUUUGCUGGGCUUUAAACGAUGUAAAAACUGGGAAGAGGAGCCAAGGGGCAUUUGACGUAAACUCCAAACUUGCAUUAGCUGUUGUACACACUGGACUUGGUCCUGUACAGGUGAACAACCUGCUCACAACCUUAAAUCUCCCCCCAGUGGACCCUACAACAUUAAAACGGAGGGAAUACAAAAUCGAAUCUACACUGGAGACCAUAGUAAAGUUGUCUUGCAAUGAGGCACAAAAGGAAGAAAUAGAAAUGGGAAAUGGAAAGAUGGAAGUAAGCUUCAAUGGAGGCUGGCAGAAACGGGGUACAGGUUGGAACUAUGACAUUUUUCUGCUGAUGUGGACAUUUUAUUUUGGUACAGAUACAAAACGGAUAUUGCAAGAAGAUUAUGAUAACAGACCUUUUGACAAGACAAACACAAAGAAAUGGUCAGACAAAGGUGUAGUCAAAGCGAUUGGGGAGGUGAGGCGUAUUGGCAAUUCCAAAAUUGUGUCUGUAACGUGUCGUCUAGACCCCACCAAAUUUGGGAUGGUGAAAUUUAUCAUGUGGUGGGUCAUGUGGUGGCGACCCAAAACCGCUAAAACUUACGGUCUCAUUGCAGGUUCAUUCUUGAACGAUAUGCCUGUUAUGGGUAGAAAUAACCUUAGAUGGGAGAAACGGAACAGUCUUGUGACCAAUCUGAAACCUCAUUUAGUAUGUGCUGUCGAAAACAUGAACUCGGAGAUGUACAUGUUACAAAACAACACGGGUGAUUACCUGCGCAUGUACUUUAUCAUGGACAAGUGCGACCCCCCGGGAGUGUUCCGCUGUGAGGUGUUGAUCAGGACGCAUAACAGUGCACACAGAGAAGUGCCUAUUCGUAGAGAAUUCGAUGCCGAAACGACUAAGGAAGGAAAAGUGGAAUCAACGUGUGAAAAGAAUCAAUUUAAGGACCUCGCUCGAAACUUCAUGGAGAUCUAUGACUCCCUACCCGGGUUUUACAUGGAUUCAAUGGAACAUGCUUUUCUCAUGCCAGAUGAGGAAAAGGGAGACCCGAAGAAGUGGCGAAGCGAGGGUGGAUACACAAAAAUGCACGCCAAAUUCAUCGAGGAUAAGGAAAAGAACAUGAAAUAUAUGGAGUUAACAUGUAAAGUUAAUAUCAGGAAAAUAAAAAAAACUGUCAACUCUGUUGAAGCAUUCUACAUUUUUUACCAGCCCGACGAGGAGUGGCCCAAUGCACGGAUACUGCUAGCCGGACUGGUGAGAAGUAAGGGAAUGUGGGCGGAUCCCUACAGAGUCCGGAUGUUUCCGGAGCUGCGCAUGUUGCUGGAUAAACACAAAGGCAUGGCCUGGAGGGGGAAUUCAGGCAAGGGAAAAAAGGCAACAUUUACAAUAGCUGUACCAUUGAAGUUAUGCCAAACUCUAAAAGGAGCAUUCCAGUGUCAGGCGGCGGUGGAAGCCCCGAAUUUGUCUAAAAAGAAAAUAACGAUGGUCAGAGGAUGGCUUAAAUUAAGAGACACCCCAUUUUCAACUGGCAGCAAGAAAUGCAGACUAGAGAAACUUAAAGGUAACCGUACCAGAAAAAGUGGGGGCCAUGCCGUCAUACGGUUAGUGAACAAGAAAGAGAAGAAGGGGUUCUCCGGGGCUGGGGCCAUCGUCGGGGGCAUUUGUGGCAUCAUUGUGUUUGGGGUGGCAGGAUUUGUGGGUUAUAGGCUGUAUCGUAAGAAGACUCAAGGUUCCGAGAAGGCAAAAGGAGGGGGCGGACAAGGAGUAAUACCACCUGAUGCCAAAGGGCGAGAAAUGGGGGCGGGGACGGUGACGGGGACGGGGUAAAGGAAAGUGAUAAAACAACUUACGUGAUAUCUUGUCUUUCAAAGUCAAGGCCAUUUCAAAGACAACUCCUGUUCGUCUUGAUUUAAUUGAUUGUUUAAUGACUGUAUACACCGACAUUUUAAAAGUAAACUAGCCUUCAGUUUGAAUGAAUUGAAAAUA